This is a messenger RNA of Microcebus murinus (gray mouse lemur), 1962 nucleotides long. RefSeq names its product interleukin 34 (gene IL34). Lineage: Eukaryota; Metazoa; Chordata; Mammalia; Primates; Cheirogaleidae. The record is from RefSeq and is a predicted model, not a curated record. Gene Ontology annotation, biological process: positive regulation of monocyte differentiation; positive regulation of protein phosphorylation; positive regulation of macrophage differentiation. Gene Ontology annotation, molecular function: macrophage colony-stimulating factor receptor binding.
GUGCAGCCUCGAACUCCUGGACUCAAGCGAUCCUCCCUCCUCAGCCUCCCAAGUUGCUGGGACCACAGGCAGGUACCACCAGGCCUGUCUCCACAUCGCCCAGUUUUAUUUAGUUUUGUGAGAAGAGGUUUCUGUCAGGGUCUGUGUUCUGGAGAGGGGCUGGGGCAGCCCCCUUCAAACACUGCAAGCUGCUUGAGAACCAGGGGCCGGGGUUCUGGAGACUGCUGCACCAUCAGUCAGUCGGAACAGUCCCCUGGCUGGUCCCCUGCCUUUGAGGCUCCUUCCUACUCACCACUCCCAGGCAGGCUGGGGCCACGUGGCCCUGUCCCGCCCUUGCUGGCUCUAGUCCCUGACUUGGAACCGCAGUGGCCUGCUUUCGCCCGCCCUUCUCAUCAGCGGGGAAGCCUGGAUUGUGGGCUGGGGACAGCCACAGCCUCUCCCACCUGGCACCCACUGCCCGCAGCCCCUAGGCACACGCUCCGGACCCUGGAGCCCCUUAAAGCCACCAGCAAACUGUAGAAGACUGGGUCCUGGCACGUGAACAGAGCCAGAUUUCACACUGAGCAGCUGCAGUCGGAGAAAUCAGAGAAAGCGCCACCCGGCCCCAGAUUCCAAGGGGCCUGCCGGGGACUGUCUCCUCCUCGGGAAGGGAGACCCGGAGGCUGCAUCUCAGACCAGCUCCCGGGUGCCAUGGGGCUCUCCGCCGCCGCCCCCCGGCUGUCCUCCGUGCUGCCAGGCAGAUAAGGGCGGCCGCUGCCCCAGGACCACCUGCCCUCUCUGCUGCCUGGCUGCUCCUGCAGGGCCAGCCCUUCUCCGACUUGGUGGCCACCUUUGCCGACCCGAGGCCAUGUAGGCCCCGCUCGGGCCUCUGUGGACACACCGCUGGGGACAGCGCCUCUGCUCUCUGGGGACCCCAGCGCACCACCAUGCCCCGGGGCUUUGCCUGGCUACGCUAUCUUGGCAUCCUCCUUGGUAUGGCGCUGGAGGGUUUGGAGGUGUGGUCCCUGACCCAGAGGGAGGAGUGCGCCGUCACCGGCUUUCUACGGGACAAGCUGCAGUACAAGAACCGGCUUCAGUACAUGAAACACUACUUCCCCAUCAACUACACGAUCAGCGUGCCUUACGAGGGGGUGUUCCGCAUCGCCAACGUCACCAGGCUGCGGAGGGCCCGGGUGAGCGAGCGAGAGCUGCGGUGUCUGUGGGUCCUGGCGAGUCUCAGCGCCGCUGAGUCGGCGCAGGACGUGCUGUUCAAGGACCACCCGUCCUGGCAGUACCUGCAGGAGGUACAGACGCUGCUGCUGGACGUCCGGCAGGGCCUCAGGGAUGUGGAGGACAGCCCCAAGGUGGAAGCGAUGUUGUCUGUCCUGCACACCCCCGGGCUGAGCCUGAAGCUGGUGCGGCCCAAAGCCCUGUUGGACAACUGCUUCCGGGUCAUGGAGCUGCUGUACUGCUCCUGCUGUAAACAAAGCUCCGUCCUAAACUGGCAGAAGUGCGCGACGCGGAGUCCCCAGCCCUCACCGCAGUGUGACGCCACCUGGUUGUACCCCCCGCCGCGGCAGCCCCAUGCCCUGGGCGAAGGUCGCCUGCCCUGAGCCGCCUGUGUGGGGACCCUGCCAGGGCUAUGAGGUGUGUUACCACGUCCUGCUGGGCCUGAGACUUCCAGAAGUGGGAACCCCCGGUGAGAGGACCCUAGGAAAGGGUCUUUCCUUCCACGGAGAGCCUGUGCCAGAGCCGUGCUGUGCUUCCUGCCCUCCGUACCUGUCGUGGUCACACCGGGAAUGGCUGGAGGCUGAGGGGUCCUGCAGGUGGCAUGGCCCUGCCCAAGGGGGUGCUGAAUGUGUCCUCAAGGUACACCUGGGCGGUGGGUGGGGGUGCCAGGGGAGACAAGUGCCACAUCUUGCCACAAGGGAUGCUCUACCAGCUCCUUUUAUUUUUUUCUAUUAAACACCCCGCUUUAUUUUG